Messenger RNA from Dryobates pubescens (Downy woodpecker), 1245 nucleotides. RefSeq names its product zinc finger protein 830 (gene ZNF830). Gene Ontology annotation, cellular component: nucleus; spliceosomal complex. The record is from RefSeq and is a predicted model, not a curated record. The transcript has 10 exons. Gene Ontology annotation, molecular function: zinc ion binding; nucleic acid binding. Gene Ontology annotation, biological process: mitotic DNA replication checkpoint signaling; nuclear DNA replication; mitotic DNA damage checkpoint signaling. Bases 19 to 1113 code for a protein of 364 amino acids. Lineage: Eukaryota; Metazoa; Chordata; Aves; Piciformes; Picidae.
CCUGCGCGUCGGGGAAAGAUGGCGGCGGCCGGGGUGGGCGCGGGGCGCAAGCAGGUGCGACAGGAGGAGCUGCGGCGCCUCAUGCGGGAGAAGCAGCGGCAGAACGCGGGGAAGAAGCGGAUCGACUCGCCCUUCGCCAAGUACAACAGCCUGGGGCACCUGAGCUGUACGCUGUGCAGCGUGCCCGUGAAGAGCGACUUGCUGUGGCAGACCCACGUCCUGGGCAAGCAGCACCGUGAGAGAGUUGCAGAAUUAAAAGGCACGAAGCAGACAGCAACUAGUUCAUCUGCUGACACAUCAUCUCAUCCUGUCAAGAGAAAAACUGUUGAGACAGAAAAUACAGAGCUAAAGAGAGUCAAAGGUACAGACAAAAAGCUACAUACAUCUACGUCUGGGCUACCCGCGGAUUUUUUUGAGGACACGGAGCAAGGUGGUUCAAAUGCACAGCUUUCAAAGCGCCCAGGCCCCAGCUUAUUGUCAGGAAAUUAUGAUGAUGAGGAUGAUGAGGAUGAUGAAGAGGAGGAGGAACAAGAGCAAUCAAACAAAUCUUCUGUCACACGUAAAACUGAAAUGCCCUCUCCAGCUCAAGAAUCAAUAGCUAAUUCUCUACCUGCAGACUUCUUUGACAGCAAAACUACAGCUGCUCCUAUAGUUUCCCAUUCUGGAUCCAUACAAAAAGCAGAGAUACAAGAGAAGAUAGUAGAAAGGAAAGAAAACACUGCUGAAGCUUUGCCAGAAGGUUUCUUUGAUGAUCCUGAAGUGGAUGCAAAAGUACGGAAAGUCGAUGCUCCAAAGGAUCAGAUGGACAAAGAAUGGGAUGAAUUUCAAAAGGCAAUGCGACAGGUCAACACAAUUUCAGAGGCAAUAGUGGCAGAAGAGGAUGAGGAGGGACGACUGGACCGUCAGAUUGACGAAAUUGAUGAGCAGAUUGAAUGUUACCGCCGCGUUGAGCUUUUGCGUAACCGCCAGGAUCUGAUGAAGGAGAAGCUAAAGGAAGCCAUGAGAUUAAGAGCAACACAAGAGAAAGAGGAUGAGGCUAUUGGGAGCGAAGAUGAAGAAGAACUGCAGGAUUUGCUGUCUCAGGAUUGGCGGGUGAAAGGGGCUCUGUUGUAGCAUUUCUGCAGCGUGGCUGACGGUCUCGUUAUCUGUGAUGCUGCUUCCAUUGUUUGAAGUGAGAGGCUUUUGUUAAAUAUUUAUUUAAAGAGGAUUGUGAGAUGGUGAAAAGCCAGCUGCAUUGAAAAUAAU